Molecule: messenger RNA, 3221 nt
Organism: Geodia barretti
Lineage: Eukaryota; Metazoa; Porifera; Demospongiae; Tetractinellida; Geodiidae
Source: the annotation of a GenBank genome assembly
AACGUCCAGUUAUCGGUGUCGUGCGCAGUUAGCGCUUGGAAGUGGGAAGCUGUAGAGCUUUCCCUCAAGUCUAACGGCACUCCGAGUACCAGCAGAAAGUUGCUUAGAAGUCUGUAAUACCACUUUUCUGUCCGUCGUAGUGUAGAGUCGGUCAAGAUGCUGCGUUGCUGAGACUACGUACGACCUUUUCGUGGAGCCCCGCUCUCCAACCGUCUAACCCUCCCCCUCCCUUUCUCCCUCACCCCUCCUCUUUUCCUCUCUCUCGACUCACUUCUCGCACCUGGAGUGUCCACUACGGCAAACAAUCAGCAAACAAGACAGCUCGGGUAAAAGAAUCGAACUCGCACAAGACUCAGACUAGCUGUAAAGAUCUGUGAAGAGAUGGUGUCCGUGCAACACCCUGCCGCGGCAGCUGCCUUCUGGCCGGCAGGCGGGGCUCACAGUCACGUAUUCGCGGCCUUCCCAGCCGUGGCUUCGGCCCACCAGGUCGGCUCUCUUGUGCCGCACUGGCACCAUCAUCACCAGCACCUCCCGAACGUCAGCGGAUCGUGUGUAAGCGUGUCAAGCCACGCUCUCGCUCAUCAUCAUCUCCACCACGGACCUACCCCCGUCGGUACGGCGGGAGACGGCGGACUGGGAAGCCUCGGACAAGCGCUAGCGUCCUCGGCCGCGGCUUUCCUUGCCCCGCAGCCUCCUCCCCCCAUGGUCGCUCCCCUGACCCACCCUCACCACGUUCUGAUGAGCCCGCGUUCUUUCGCGGCGGGAAGAACCGUUCUCUCGCUCCCGUCGCAACAGCCGGUCACAACCGUGAACCCAGAGCAACCCAUAGGCUACGGAUCCUUUGGUGUAGUCUGGUCGGUGGUAAACUCUAGGACAGGUCAGAGAGCGGCACUCAAGAAGAUUCCAAGCAUCCACCAGUCUCUGCUCGGCUGCAUUAGAACGUUCAGAGAAGUCAAGAUCCUGUGUGAACUGGACAAUGAGAACUUGCUGUCUGCCACUGAUCUCAUUCAACCACCUGUGUUAGAGCACUUUACUGAUGUGUACAUCAUGUCUCCUCUCAUGGAGAGUGAUCUCCACCAGAUAAUAGUGUCAGCACAACAGCUCACAGAGGACCAUGUCAAGGUUUUCGUCUAUCAAGUAUUGAGAGGUCUCAAAUAUCUCCACUCUGCUGGCGUGAUCCACCGAGACCUGAAACCCGGGAACCUCCUCGUGAACAGCAACUGUCUGCUAAAGAUCUGCGACUUUGGUUUCGCCCGUGCCAUCGAACCGGACCGCAACACCCCGAUGACACUGGAGGUAGUGACGCAGUACUACCGUGCUCCGGAGCUCCUCGCAGGCUGCAAGCACUACGACACGGCCAUAGACAUGUGGUCUGUCGGUUGCAUCUUUGCAGAGCUGCUCGGCAGGAGAAUCCUAUUUGAAGCCUCCAACCCAACUGCACAGCUGGAGAUGAUAACAGACAUCCUGGGAGCCCCGAGUCGAGAAGACGUGGCCCACGUCACCUCUCGCCACGCAGUCAAGAACCUUCUCUCUCAGGCCAAGCCUCGGGCCCUCAGCAAGCUCUACGCUCUCUCUCCGACUGUGUCACACGGAGCAGUCCACCUCCUCUCUCAAAUGCUGGUCUUCAACCCUUCAAAGAGAAUAUCGUGUGUGGAUGCACUUGACCACCCUUACCUGGAGGACGGGCGCAUGCGCUACCACACGUUCCUCUGCUCCUGCUGUCACGGAUCCGGGGCCGCCUCCCGCCAGUACUGCACUGACCUGGAGCCUCUGGCCAGCAAGAGAUUUGACCCCAGCUACGAGAGAGAGCUCACCACACUCUUCAAGGCCAAAGCUGAGCUCCACUACUACAUCCGUAUGGUACACCCGCAUCGGCCGCAGGUCUUCAUCAACCCAAACUCGGAACAAUUCCAACGUUUUCAGAGCUGUUUGCCAGGUGUUCCGGCAGCCUCGCCGGCGCGUCCUUAGAAAAACUUUUUUACUCCCACCACACUAUCGUCACCCCACCACCUCCACCGAAAAAAGAGUUUGCUGAUUUAGGGUCUAAUUCUCCACGAAUGUCUUGCUGCUCUCCUCUGCUGCUGAAGGCUUCGUGUGUGUCUGUCGUUUUAUCGUCGUCUUCGGUUCUCAUUUUCCGUCCUUCUCUGCACCGAUCGAGUGUAUCGAAAACACCUAUUUAUUUCUCUUUUGUUGUUGUGUUGUUGUUGAUCACUCUCUCUGCGUGUGUAUGUUUUGGUGUGUGUAUCCUGACAUUAUUACUCGUCUGAGCCCUUGCACAAGAACACUGUUGCAGCUGUAUAAUUGUUGUGUACCCCCUGUCAUCAUUGCAUAUUAGAGCACACUACAGUUGUUUCAGUACCAGUGUAUUGUGUAAUCUGUCUGCCCCCAGUGUCUUGCUUCAUUCAACCCUUUAUGAAAUGCCCCUAUCAUUGUAUUGCCACUUACCCUUUGUGUGUGUGUUGAAUUAUCACUGAUUUGUGUUUCGUCACCGCUUCAGUGAUGGUCGGACACCUUUACAAACUGAUUUUUCUUCUGAAAAGACUCUUGCACUGUGUGUGUGUGUGUGUGACUACAACCGAUUGUUUUCCCCUCAUCCGCACCUUUCACCCUGUUAGUCUGUCUCUGUGUGUGUGUGUGUGCAAAUUGCUGUAGGUAUUUGCAGCUUUGUUUAGCUUCUCGUGUGUACCGUUUGUCGUCUGUUGACCGUCCAGCCCUCUGUGAGAGAGUGACUGACAGAUGCAUGGUUCACCACAAUUCUUGAGACAAGGACGACAUCUUCAAUCAAAGACAAGUCAAGAAACAUUACCACCUACCACAGCCCCAAAAUGUACCCUUCUCUCUCUCUCCUCUUAUCGACUGAUUCUCGUGUGACACAGUGUGGGUUUUCUCCAAUGGCCAGUCAAAGAAACUGAAGGAGUGACUCUUGGCUAUCACUGCACAAAUCUCCCGUGUUUUUGUCUGUUUUUGCCCGGCAGUAUUCCUUUAUCAUUUGGCAUUACUAAUCCGUGUAUCCACUGCUCUCUCUCCCCGUCUCCCUCUGUCGAUUGAUUCCUUUUCUUGAUUUUUGUGCCCCCAACCAGCCGUCAUAUCGACGGUGUUAUCAUUCAUUUACCAUUUGUUGUGUGCAUAUCUCUGGCAGUGCCGUGCCAUGCACGACUUGCCACUGUUGUACAUGAAGACAAGAUUUGAACAGAAAGUCACUUGACGCAAGCCAAACACAA